Cryptomeria japonica (Japanese cedar) is the source of this 1650-nucleotide messenger RNA. Its product is annotated as cytochrome P450 716B2. Gene Ontology annotation, molecular function: iron ion binding; monooxygenase activity; oxidoreductase activity, acting on paired donors, with incorporation or reduction of molecular oxygen. NCBI's taxonomy places the organism in Eukaryota, Viridiplantae, Streptophyta, Pinopsida, Cupressales, Cupressaceae. Gene Ontology annotation, biological process: sterol metabolic process. Bases 44 to 1477 code for a protein of 477 amino acids. The record is from RefSeq and is a predicted model, not a curated record. The transcript is spliced from 3 exons.
CUUAAAAAGAGUAGAGAAAUCGAUAUUAUCGUUCUGGGUGGACAUGGAUAUCCUUGUUCUGUCGGCUUCAGUUUUAGGUUUUGUGCUCCUUUUUUAUAUUCUCAAGUCCUCAGGCUCCCUUUCAAAGGCCUCCGCCACUCUCCCUCCUGGAAGUUUUGGGUGGCCUGUAAUAGGAGAAAUGCCCGAAUUCGUAGCCUCCAUGUGGGCCAACGGAUAUCAGAGCUUUCUAGAGAAUAGGAAUAAGCGAUACGGAACCAUCUUCAAAACAUCUUUGUUUGGCUACCCAGUAGCAGUGUUUUACAGUGCUCAAGGCAAUCGAUUUCUCUUCAACGCCGACGUCCAAAGCUAUUUUCCUGCUUCGGCUAUGAACUUAUUGGGAAAUUCCUUAAUUAGCAAAGUUGGGGAAGACGCCAGAGUAGUGAGAAAGAUGCUCAUGAACUUUCUAAGGCCACAAGCUCUGCAGAAAUUCGUGGGCAGAGCAGAUUCUAUCGUUAACGAUCAUAUCAAUAGUAAGUGGAUUGAAAAGCAGCAAGUAAAAGCGUUUUCUCUCAUUAAAGGCGGUUUGUUUGCUGUGGCUUGCAGUCUGUUUAUGAGCGUUGGCGAUGAAGUCCAACAAAAUGAACUGCAUGGUCCUUUCAGCGAUAUAUUAAAGGGAAUUGUGCAGAUCCCUGUGGAUAUCCCUGGAACACCGUACCACAAAGGUUUCAUCGCUAGAAAGCAAGCCCACAAAUUAAUGCAAAAGGUCGUAGAUAGAAGGAGGAAGGAUUUGUCAAGCGGGUCAGCUUCACCGGAGCAGGACUUAUUGUCCUUCCUUCUCUGCAACGUUGAUGACCGUGGGCAAAAAAUGAGUGACGAAGAUAUCAUAGAUAAUAUCAUGAUGCUUGUUGUCGCCGGCCAUGAGACCACCCUUGUCGCCGUAACGUUUCUGCUAAGAUAUCUGGCUCUCCAUCCACACUGCUACGCCCAAGUACUUCAAGAGCAUCUACAGAUCAUUACUGAGAUGGAAGGGAGGCAAGAUUUGGAAUGGAAUGACAUACAAAAGAUGAAGUAUUCAUGGAGAGCGGCACAGGAGACGUUGAGACUACAACCUCCAUCUCUAGGCUCGUUGCGGGUGUGCUCGGAAGACAUCUCUUACGAUGGGUUUGUCAUUCCCAAAGGAUGGAAGUUAUGCUGGGCAACAUAUUCUACGCAUAAGAAAGAAGAGUAUUUCCCUGAGCCGGAGAAAUUUGAUCCAGGGAGGUUCGAAGGGAAGGGGCCAGAGCCGUAUACAUUUGUGCCGUUUGGAGGGGGCCGUCGAAUGUGUCCGGGGAAUGAAUAUGCACGGAUGAUAAUUUUGGUGUUUCUUCAUAACAUAGUCAAAAGUUUCAAAUGGGAUUUGGUGGACGCAAAUGAAAAGAUCUUCUGUAAUCCGCUGCCCCUUCCUGCACAAGGACUGCCCCUUCGCCUGCUUCCACUCUCUCAACAGAAAGCCGUCUAAGCGAUUCUCACCUUAAUUCACUAUAUAUUUGUUUUAAGUAUGCAUUCCACUGUUGUUUUGUGCUUAAGGUUUGUUGUUAGAUUUUUUCCAAUAUUAGGAAUUGGAAAACGUGUGUUAAAUGUAACUAAAUGGCAUUGAGCUACAUGCUUUAUCAUUACGUUGAAAUAAAUCUA